Messenger RNA from Etheostoma spectabile (orangethroat darter), 12830 nucleotides. It is a transcript of the gene cep350, whose product is annotated as centrosomal protein 350. Bases 350 to 9928 code for a protein of 3192 amino acids. Gene Ontology annotation, biological process: microtubule anchoring. The record is from RefSeq and is a predicted model, not a curated record. Gene Ontology annotation, molecular function: microtubule binding. The transcript has 38 exons. NCBI's taxonomy places the organism in Eukaryota, Metazoa, Chordata, Actinopteri, Perciformes, Percidae. Gene Ontology annotation, cellular component: centrosome.
CUCAGUUACCUACCCGUCCUGGAUACUUCAGUUUCACUGUUGAGAAACAUCAACAUAGUAACCCGGGAAAGGAAACCUUAGAAGCGGGUAGCGACCUUUCCUUCUGUUAAUCUCAAGGCUGACGUGGAUAUUUUGUUGCCCGGACAAACACUGAGUCAACAACAAUGGGUGCAUGUCGCUAGAAAAAGUUGCUAGCUAACAUUCGUUUGCUAACGUUAGCUGCUAACGCUAACGUUAGCAAACAGACAGCUGAAACUGAAGUCUGGAGAAGUUAGGAUUUUCUUAUCAUGAACGUCAGCAUGAAUGUGGACAUCUAGUUAAACACGUCGGGUCGUUUCCCUAAAGGUGAAUGAGAGAGAUGAGGAGCAGCAGGAGGACUGAGUUGUCUCUUAAAAGCUCUGGCCAGCAGCUUACCGAUCACAAUAUUGGUACAGAGCUGACAACUACAUGGAAAAGUUUGUCUCAGUCCAAAGCUGCUUUGCGGCAUAUAGAAAACCGCCUAGAGGCAGCUCCAGGGACAGGCGUUCUCCUGGACUCUGUCAUGGACCUUCCCAAGAAGAAAUCCUCCAGGGCGAUCCGCUGCAGGGAUGGACAACAAGCAGAUGACAGUAGAGGGUCUUCAAAGCGCAGGGGGCGAAGUCAGCAGAGUCCAGACAAGAGCAGCUCACGCAGCCCACUGAGAAAUGCCACCCAGGACAGCAAUGUCCGGAGGAACAACAGCGUGGAGUUCAGGGAACCACUCGUGUCCUACAGAGAGGCCACCCCUCCACCUCAUCCCUCCUCUCAGCUGGAGGCCUACAGUCUGCAGUCAGUGCCAGGGUCUUCGUACCCAUCCUCUCCGCCUCCCUCAGAUCCUCUGCUCAGCCAGCUGGUCUACCAGAGAGACACCAGGGACAAACAGGCAGACACGGACCUGGACAGCACACACUCCUCGGCUCUGGAGAACACCGAGGUACGCUACCUCAAUGACCAGCCAGCCCUGGACACCCUAAGGACUAUUGGAAACCAGUCACAUCUCACAGAUGUAAGAGUUCAUGCAUGUCAGAGGGCUGAGGAGAAAAGCACUCUAAAAGCACAACUUGGCAUGGAUAGCCAUGAGUCAAGCCCAUGCUUAGCUCCAGCUCCAGGCUCCAUAUGCCAAGGGGAGAGCACUCCCUCCACCAGCCCUGGUUCAGCUUCUCAACGGUUGGAGAACCUAAGGCGACAUCAGCCUGAUGAUAAGCUGGAGAAGCUCAAAGAGCGUAUUCGAAGGCAGAGACAACAUCUGGAGGAGGCUGCAGAGAAAGAAAAGCUGCUUGGUUAUCUGGAACAGCCCAUUAUGGAAGCUGUGGGGAGUAACAAUGCUGGUACUAGCAACAUGCCCACAGCCAUCAUACGGAAAAUAGCAGCUGCACCGCCUGCGCCUAUAUACAAAGGUUUCAACAGUACUGAGACAAAGAUCCAGACUCCCGAUGGAAGAGUUUGGAAGGAAGAAGAGUUUCACAACCUCAGCAAAGAAAUAUACAGUGACUUGUCACGACAGUUUGCUGAGAGCACCAGAUCUAGACAUCAGCAGCAAAGGGAACAGAGAGCGGACAGGUCGAAAGAGAGGAGGCCUUCCAAACCAGUCAGGAAAGUUCACAGAGCUGCCCCUUCUACUGACCUAAUUGCAAAACCAGUGAUUAGCCCUGCAUCAUGGCGGGAUGGCCAGAAGCUGGUAAAGAUGGUACUGGGUCCAGUUCCCAAGCUGCCCAGGGAGGAGGACAGACCCCGGCCAGCUAACAGACUGAGCAGUACAGCUUCCCGUCACCGUUCCAGUUCAGACCCACGCUCAGAACCAAACCCACAGCCUCACCCUAACUGCACAGAAAUACCUCGUAGUGGAUUUAAAUCCAAAAAGCACUCCGCAUCCGCAUCUCCCCCCUCAUCUACAGAUCGGGACCAGGCCCCAGUGGGUGUCAGCACAGACUUGUUGUCAGCAGACAUCAAGGGGAUACUUGAUGAUCUUCAGCUGGAGUGCAAAGCCGCUGAGAGCGAAGAGAGGGCCCGGCAAAGGUCCCGGUGUGGGAGCAGUGCUAGGAGAGGGAGAGGGGGAUCAGGGUCACGAAAAAGAACUCCGGUCUCUGUUUGGGGAACCACUGUGACAAAGGGUAGCUCCUCAAGAGGCUGCCGCAGCGCCAGCCCCACCACACACCGACCAGAAACUGCAGACUCUGGGCACAAAAAGCGGCACUAUGAUGCAGACACCGUUCGCCAGUACAUUUCCAGGCAACAAGAGGAGAGAAAGAGGCGUCAAGCAGAAGAGAAGAGGGCACUUAAGGAGGAGGCAGAAAAGAGAAAUCAGAGAUUGCAGGAGCUCUACAGGAAGCAAAGAGAAGUAGCUAAAACAGUGGCCCUUCCCAGCGAGGCGCCUGUGGCCCCAGUACAAAAACGACUACAGGAAACCUACAACAAACUGCUGUUGGAGGAAGCCGAGCUGGGCCAGGAGGCCACACAGAUGCUACCUGCUGCCUCUUCUAGUCAAAUGAGAUCGAUGUACCAGCCCUCAGGAGAGUCGGACAAAGAGAACAGAAGACUAGGGGCACCUCAGAGCCCCUCGAGCAGUGAUAGGUCUUUGAAUGAUCAGCCAUCUCCUCCAUUAUCCAGGAAUGAUCUAAAUAUUGGGGUUACCUCUUUGCUUCAGCCUGACCGUCUGAGCCCAGCUGCUCGAACAAUGACUGGUCCCAGCAGCAGUGAGCUAGCCCCUUUUGGUGACCGUCUACUCUCUCACCUUCUUAGGCUGGAGACUGGGGUUGCUGCCAGUGAUGUCAAGCACACCCAGCAGACAGCCGCAGCAUCUUCCAACAAGCCGCUGUCAAAGAUGUCCCGCAUUGAGGCCCUCAAGGCCACAGCCACAUCCCUCUCCAACCGUAUAGAGAGUGAAGUACGAAAGAUUGCUUGGGAGGGGGUCAACUAUGGUACAGAAACUUCAAUGGACGUAGAUAAAAUUAGGCCCUCUCAAGCUAAUCUUAAUGAUGGAUGCUGGGCAGAAACAGCUGCCACAGAAAAUGAUGACGUUGCAUUGAGGAUCCAGAAAAUUUUGACUAGCAUAGGUCAUAGUUCAUAUAAUGGCACAGCUCUUCCAGGAGUAGGCAAUCUGCACCCCCUCAGGGGACACAAAGAAAACAAGGGUACACACACCAAUUUGACCUAUCCACAAACAACUUCUGUUGAUGUAACAGGGCCCAUUCUCAACAGUUAUACACAUGAAAGGAGGAAGCUAGUCAAUGGUUUGGAAAAGGAUAAGAAUCGGACAGAACUCCAUGACUCAAGUGCCGGUUCCAUCAGUGAGGGUCCUCUUCUGAGUGAAGGGAGUUUUUCUGAGGAUGAUGCAAGCCCUCCUCACCCUUCCAACAAUCGUGUGCCUGUAUUGGCAGAUCGCCUGGAGGCAGUGGACUACUGCGCAGGUCAAAGAAGGGAUUACCAGCGGUUGUCAGAGUUCCAGAGGGAGGCAGCAAUGUGCUCGGCCCUCAGCCCUCCCUGUGCACAGCAUGAUGGCAGCAAAGCAGCCUGGGAGGAGCUGAACAAAGGAAGCCCUUUAAGCGUUAUCAACAUUUUUACUAAGAAUAUUCAUGGCCAUGUUCCAGCGAGUGAGAGGAACCCUCCCUCUACCCAUUCUAUACACUCUGGGAAUGGCCCCGUAGACGCAGCCAUCUAUGAAGAUGACUUUGUGUCAUCACGUAGCAGCAGAGCCAGUGGCCAGUUAAGGAGAAGCUCCAAUUCACGCAGUGUGAACAGUCAUUUUGAGGAGCUGAUGAGGAGGUCUCCUUAUGACAAAAGUACAGGAGGCAUCAGUUCUCACCAUUCAUCCUUUCAGUCAUCUAGUCACUCACCGCAUCUUUCCCCUGGUUCAACAUCUGGCUCCUCACCCUUCUCCAAGCGCUCUACCAGGAAAAGAGGCACAGCAUCAGACCAGAGUGAUGCCACCCUGGUAGAAGAGCAAAGGAGCUCUUGCACACCUCCCUCAGAGGCAUUAUCCUCUGACUCCAGGAAAAGGGGCUCAGACAAAAGUUCCAUCCACAGCCAGGCGAAGAGUGUCCACUCUAAUGACACUAUAGAGGAAACGUCAGGGCUUUCUCACCUAAGUUUGGGACUUGACAGUAAGAAGUCUACAGCAGCCAGGCCCAAACAGUCUUCUUCGUGUGGCUCUCUAUACCCUGGUUCCAUAUCUCCAGGAGCAGACUGUCCCAGUGAGCCUGGGAGAAGUGGCUCUCUGGGGGCAAAUUAUCCCAACACAGGCACCACAGCUCGCAGUGGUAGAGCAGAGACCAAGACCACCGGUGAACUACAAUAUUCACCUGCUGUCUUGCAGCAGCGUAUGGCGGUAGAGCUUCAGUACCUGGAGUCCAUUGAGGAGUCAGUCCGACAGCUGGGCGACGUGGAGAGGGUGAUGGGUGUGUCCAUAGCUCAACAGGAGAGCGUGUCAUUGGCUCAGAUGCUCAAGGCCAGGCAGGAGUGCCAUGCGCGUGAUCUCUACGAGCUGAAGAUCAAGGCUGAAAGGGAAGCCCUGGAGACACAGCUACAGCUGGAGGAAAACAGGCAGAGAGUGGCCAGGGCUCAUAUAGAACUGCAGGAUAACUUGGCUGCAAAUCAAAAAGAGACCUUGGAGGGCCUCCAGGAGGCAACUACGAAGAUGAUGAGUCAACAGGCUGAGGCAGCACGGUACACAGCCGACACUGCCCGACACAUCAAAGAGAUGACGGAAUUGGCACGGUCCCAGAUAGCAGGAGCUUUGGUUGCCCCCCCUGCUGUUUCUGAUUCCUCCAUUUUGGACAAGCGGGAAGAACAGCAGAGAUCCUAUUUGAAACAGCUACAGGAAAAAAAUGACUCUGACAGCUUCCCUAGUGAGGUAUCAAGCAGAAGGACCAGGCCAGAGGAACCGCUGUCUUCGCUGAACAGCCUCAGCCACUCUGACUCUCUAUCCUUCAGAAGACCCAACCUCAGUGGAGCGGACUCUAGCAGCCACCAUAGUCCGUCACGUGCCUCGACAGACCCCAGAGAACGGACAAAAAAAGAAGCAGUAGAGGGGAAAUUGAGGAAGGGGGAAGCUAAAGAGAGGACGGAGAGGGAAGCAGGCAGCAGCUCCAUAGACGAGGAAGUUAUUACAGCAGCGAAUGAUUCCCUCUGCAGUGACAGCAUCCCCUCUGCAGUAGAUGAGAAAGGAGACAGUACGUCAGUGGCAACUGAGUACUCUCUCAAGUUUGAUGAGUCCAUGACAGAAGAUGAGAUAGAAGAGCGCUCCUUCCGCUCUCUGCUGCCGUCUGAGGCUCACCGCCGUGGAACCAUGGAGAAGAAGUCCCGCCACCAUGAGGAAUCGGAUGAUGGAGCCAGUCACAACACAACAUUGGUUUCAGGGGCACAGAAUAUCUUAAAGUCUCAGGAUGCAAACAUGGCCUUUUCUAGUGGACAGGAUAGCUUUUCCCAGUUCACAAUGGACAUGGUGCGUCAGUACAUGAAGGACGAGGAGGUGAGACUGCAGCACCAGAGCUCUCUGCUGCAUCUUCGCCAGAAAGCUGUCAAAGAGAAGACCAGAACUGAGCUAGCCUGGCUAGAGCACCAGAAAAAGAGGCUGAGGGACAAGGGAGAGGAUGACAAAAUGCCACCCAUCAGGAAGAAGCAGAGGGGCCUUCUGAUGAAACUACAGCAGGAACAGGCUGAGAUCAAGCGACUUCAGGAGGCCAACAGAGCAGCCAGGAAGGAAAGGCAGCUGUUGCUGAAGCAGCAGGAGGAGAUUGAGCGGAUGAGAAACUCUACAUUCAGACUUAAGGAGCGUCUCAAGUGUGCUGGGGGUGAAGCGCCACCUGAGACUCCUGUGUCAGAAACCCCUGUGUCCGAGGCAGCCUCUUCCAAUAUGAGACAUGCUGAAGAUAUCCGCAGCCCCUCUCCCUCGCUCUCCGUCUCUGGAAGUGAGACCAGCAGCAUCAUGCAGAAGCUCAAGAAGAUGCGCUCUCACAUGGAUGAAAAACACUGUUCUCCUGUCCACUACUUCUUCUCUGUGUUCACGGCCCAUCACUGGGCCUCCCUCAGUGUCUGUCUUCCCAACCUUCACCCUAAAUUCCAGCUCUUUAUCUACAACCAGUUGGUCAGGUUUCUGACAAAGCGGGAGCAGCAGCUUAUGCAAAGGCGUCACCAUGCUGAAGAGCUGCUGCAAUGGAAACAGCGUCUGGACCAGGAGGAGGCAGAGGUCCGUCGGAUGGAAAAGGAGGCCCUGGCUGUUUGGGACAGACAAACACCUCGGGACAUGGCAAAGGGUCAGGAAAAGGAGAUCCCUGACAUUAGCCCCAGCCCCAGUCACCAUCGAAGCUCAGAGCCCAAAACUGACAGUGAGAAAGACUAUGUGAGUGAAGGCGACUGUUCCCCAGCGACACCUGAGUCCAGUAUACACACAGAGGGACUGGGGUCCCAGCAACCUGAAAGCCCAUCUUCAGUACAACCUGCAUCAAUCCCUGAAACACCUUUGGCCUCUGUGCAGAGUAGCCCUGCAAAUUACACCCAGGACUUUACUUCCGCUUCCCAGUCACCUAGCAAACAAUCUUUCCAGUCUCUACUUAAAGGCAGCCACAGCUCUGCUGCCUCUCCUUCAGAUAGAAGCAGCAAAACCAAGAUGCAGCUUUCCUCUUCCCGGACCGCCAACCAUGCCCUCACUCAGCCAACUGAAUCCCCCAUGCUCAUACAGACUGAACCCAUUUCAGACCAGAGUGACAUAGAGAGCCGUAUCAAGGCCCUGAAAGAAGAACUCAGAAAGCGAAAAUAUAUGGCCUACCAGUUGAAGAAAGAGCAGAAGAAAAGGAACAAGGAGCGCCUGAAGGCACAGGAGGCCAGCCUACUGAAGCAACUGGAGAGCUAUAACAACUUCAUUGAGAAAACUAAGGCAGAACUGAACAAGGAGCCAGACUCCACACCUGAUACGCAGUCCCAGAUCAAAGAUACCACCUCAGUCGCAGAGCAGUCCAGUAUUAAACCACCUGCUCACUGGUCAGACACCAGCAAAAUCUCUGAAUCUGAAAGGGCGCAAAAUGAUGCUUCAUUAGAUUGCAAUGCCCUUCCUCAACCUGAUCUUAGUAAAUCCACCUCAGUGCCUGAAGAAUUGUCUGAUGAAGACGACGCACCAACAGUCACCACAUCCCCAGUUUAUGACAGCCCUGAGUGUCCGCCCUCAGGGCCGAGGAGCUGCCUGGCCAGAGUGGGUCUUUUAAGACCUUCUUCUAAGGAAGCCCAGGCACAGAUAGAUGAGUCUGGGGAUGAGAACAUUGUGUCUUAUCAAAGAUCUGACAUUCAGGAAGAACUGAAGAUAGAAGUAAGCUCCACAUUUGAGGAUCAACAUUCUGAACGUCUUCUGAAACUAGAAAAAGAUGACAGACUCGACUUCCAAGAGAAGCUGUCUGCAUCUAAACAUGUUUCUUCUUCCAUGAGUGAAGAACAUCGAUAUUCACCAACUGUUAGCCUAGAACAAGAUACAGAAAUAAAGAAAAGGGAAACAUCUGAAGCUGAGGAAGCUGAAAAAUCUAUUGUUAUUUCCUCUAGUAAGUCACAUUCAGUUGCAAUGGACCUCAAAACGUCACCUCCUUUAAGCUAUAGAUCUGCAGCCAGUGAGCAUGACAUGGUGGCCUUGUCUUCAAAGAAGGGGGCACCAAUAAAGGAUGUCAAGGUCUCUUCUCCCAUAGCAGAUGGUUAUCAUGAGGACUUUGAGUCUUCAGCGGAUUCUUCCCCCAGGGAGGAACAUCAUAGUUCCAAGCCUGCCUCUCAAAUCUCAGUUGCCCCUACUGAGAUCAAGGGUUUGAGAAAGGACUCCCCAAGCAGAGCCACGCCGUAUGACAGCCAGGAUGAAGAGGUAGACGAGGAAAUAUCUGAAGAACUGAGUCACCAUUUAGGGACUAGUGGAGCUAGCUGCCAAUCUGGGAGGCUGCUUGAUCUUCAUAACCACACAGAAGACUCCAAACAUGACAUCAAGGAUAUUAUUCAUUCCAGCCGCUCACCACCCAUCUCUCCUUUGCAUACCCCUAUCUCUCCAGUUAUAGAUGAAAUGCCAAGUUUUAGCAUCGGGGAUCGUGUUCUUGUUGGUAGUGUUCAGCCUGGCACUCUGAGAUUUAAAGGUCCAACAAGCUUUGCUAAUGGUUUCUGGGCUGGUGUAGAGUUGGAUAAGUCUGAGGGGAGCAACAAUGGCACUUAUGAUGGGGUAGUAUACUUCAGGUGUGAUGAGAGCCACGGUAUCUUUGCUCCUCCAGACAAGAUCACACACCUACCAGCCAAGUUUGAGAUUUACACAGACACCACUGAGGAUGAGGACUCAUUCUGUGAUGGUCUGUCAGAUAAAGAUGGGGAACAACGUAAAACAGAUGAGCACCAAUCCCAAAAGCAAGGAAAUCUGAAGAGUGAAAAUGAUCAAACAUCUAAUGAGAUCAAUGAGUCUGGAGAUAAAAAGGUAACAGAGUCUGUUCACAAGAUUGGAUCCCACCUCAAUUUACAGCAAUACAAAGAAUCUAAGCAUCCCAUUUCUAAUGGCAACACUAGGGACGUAAUGUUAAAUUUCGAAAAUGCACCAACCACCCUCCUCAUCUCCGACGAGGACAAGAUUGACCAGGGCAAGCAGAGUCGGAAGGAGAUUACUGCCCUUGUUGAGAGAGUAGAGGUAGACUCACACCAGUUUGGUCCUGCUGAUCUUUCCACUGAUAUCAGGAAUGAUAAGGGAGAACAGAAGGACAGAGACUUACUGGACACAUUUGCAGACAAGCUCCUCAACAACUUUGUAAAAGACACUUUGACACAGCUUGCUGAAAUUAAAAAGGCUAAAGAGCAGAAAAUAGAAGCUGCCAACCAGAUGAAUGGAUACCUGAUUAGUGAAAAUGUUGAACAAGAAGAAUGGUUCUCUUCAGUGCAACAAAAAGAUGGUCUACCCUACUUCCUACCUGCGGAAAAAGAGGAGCUGUCUUCUCCAGAGCUGUGUAACCAACCGGAGAGUCCGGUGUUGGGGGCCAGGGGUCAGGAGGAGCUCGCCAAACGACUGGCAGAGCUGGAACUUAGCCGUGAACUGCUAGAUGAGCUGGGUGAAGAUCAGGACUGGUUUGAUGAGGACUUUGGCCUUAGCUCCCGUAGAGAACAGCAGAGACUCAAACAGAGAGAGGAGGAGGUGAGGCUGGGGAGGUCUGGCUUAUCAGCUGGACUAGCCCUGGGGGAGCUGGCCUCAUCAGGUGGGGAACAUCAGGUUAAGACUCCACCUAGACCGGAGCUACCUCUCCCCCUGCCUCCAAAACUACCUGAGCAGCCUGCCAUGGUGGUGCCCCACUCAGCCACAGAAGUUGAGAAGAUGGUCUAUGCUGCGACUAAGGAGAUCUGGGAGAGCUGCUGUCUGGGGAAGGAGGGAGCACUGAUCCUUGCACAACUGCCAAACCCCAAACCUUCACAAGAGUAUCUGGGUAUAGAGGCCAGGAGCCAGGACCAGGAGGCCCUCUGCGUUCGGAGCUACCGAAAGGCUGUGUACGACCUGACUUGGGAGAUGCUUCAGGAGAUCUAUGCUGAGGACCCUAACGCAGAUCAGCCUCAGUGGGUCAAACCACGUCGAGUCAAGUCCUCCUUUUCCCACAGAGUAAAGACACCAGGAGACCUCACCAAAAUCCAGGAAUUCAUCUCAGCAGAAGUACUGAAACUGUACGGUCUGACAAAAGAUCAUAGCCAGAAGACUGACUGGCAGAAGAUGCUCAAAUUUGGAAAAAAGAAGCGAGACAGAGUCGAUCACAUUCUGGUUCAGGAACUCCAUGAGGAGGAAGCCCAGUGGGUCAACUAUGAUGAGGACGAGCUGUUUGUGAAGAUGCAGCUUGCAGACAGCAUCUUUGAUGCUUUGCUGAAGGACACUGCAAACGUGCUGACGCUAAUCUAUGAUAAGAAGGCCAAAAGAGAAAACGCCCUCUCCUGACAGCUUUUCUGCUUAGAUUUUUAAACUACAACUUCUAGCUCAAUCCCAGUCUUUCCCCACCCCCGUGAACUACAGCCGACCAACGGAUGUGCCAACAGCAACCCUCAGAUGCCUUCAGUCCCAGCAUUACCUCUCAGCCAAACAACUCCUUUUUUUCCUGUGACAUUAAUUUGCUGGAUAUGGCUUCAGCUAGUGGUUAGGUAAUUUGUUCUACACACGCCUCUUGAGCAAUCCAGCCUUCUUAAACCUUAACACCACCGAGUCUCAGAUCAAAAUACGUUGUUAUAUUUUGUUUAGGCAAAGGCUAAACAGUGUGUUGGUUUCGUUAUCCAGUUCCUUGAAAUUAAACAGUGACUAUUAGGUUAAACUUGUAGGUGUAAUUUGAGGGGUUUUACAUCCAUACUGGGGGAUUAGUGAUCAUCCCCCUUGUUAAUGGGUCUGUAAGCCUACCUUAAAUUUAAAACUGGCAGAAGUCUUUGACCCACAGACAUUGCAACGAUCCUCACUUCUUGCUUGUUUCUGAGACCUUUUGCUUGAAGUCUGGUCUCUAGCAAGUACAACACAUGCUCAGCCAGUCAUUGUUUGGCCCUAAAAACUCCUUGUUUGCUUGGCCUCAUGCAUUGGCUUUAAAUUGGGGUAACAUGUAUGCAAAAACAAAAGAUGCUAGUCAGCACUUUAACUUUAUAGUCAUUGUUGAGUUUUAAAUCCAAAGUGCUGGGGGAGCAAUAAAACAAUAAAAAUUUGUCACAUAUUAAAUAUUGUCAGGCUGUGCUGUAGUGGAGCAUCACUAAGAUCAGAUAUUGUAUGAAACAUUUUGUCUCCAUAAUUAUAUUAUUUAUUGCGUAAAAAUGUUUGAUUAGAGGAGUAAGUAACAUUUUGAAUUGUAAAUGAUUGUGUCAACAUAUAUAAAGAACAGAUUUUAACAUCUAAUGAAAUUGUAAAAAAGCACCUAGAGAAAUGGGAAUGUGAACACAGCAAUAUAUUAUGUAGGAGGUUGAAAGAAUACUAUUGAACCAGAAAAAGAACAUGGGGAGAAAACUGUUUUAAUAUUUAAACAUGGUAGUGUAAAUGAUUAAUUUAAAGUGUUCUGUAUGACUUUUAUUGUGGCCUCAACUGUGCAGCUGUUUAACACAGUCACUGUGUCCCACUUUCGUACUACAUAUACACUGUUUACUAAUGUUAAUAGCUUGAAAACAUCUCAUACAACCAGCACAACAACACCUAUCCUGUAAGUGGGACGCAAAAGACUGGCAGUAGGCCUGACUUGAUAUUUUGUUAAUCAUAACAUAAGACAGAACUGAAAUGCUGGAUAUCCUACAGUCCAUUUACCGUCUAUGACCUGAGAGAAAACACCUGUAGUUGUUUUUUUUUUUUUUCAUCAGUUGUCCUGGUAAAGUUUGCCAGCUGAACAUUUGCCCAAAAAACAUCCGAGUCGUGCAGCAGCAUGAUUAUAUUCUUCUCUUGCUGCUGUGAAUAAUUCUGAUUUAUAGCAUUCAGCAAGUUCAAACCAACCAUCAGAAUGUAGCCUGUCGCUGUAGUGAGACAACAGUGGGAAGUCUUCUCAACAUUCAGUUUAAGUGCCUCUUUAAGUUGAGAUGUAGAUUCAUAACAAACUUUGCUGAUGUCUCAACAUCCUUUGGACCUAUUUUCUUUGAAUGUCUCGUUCCACUGCUGUAUACUAGCAGCGUUUUCUAAAUGAUCCUUAAACGGCUGCUCUUCUUACCAUUUUGGCAAUACUUAAUUUUCUGCCUUAUCAAUCUUUCUGUAUUGAAGCAUAGUUGAGGAAGGUUUUUUUGUUGUUUUUUUAACCUCAUUUUUCAGAUUUUUCUCAUUUGCUUGAGGAAAUGAGGACUCAAUCUAAAUGUUACCUGCUGUCUACAUCACACCUCCAUCUGUGCAAAUAGACACAGUUGAGUCAUUUUUAUAAAUAAUGAACUGUAUCAGGAACUAGAUUGUUGACACAAACGCACGCAGUGCGAGUCAUAGAGCUAAUGAGACUGAGCACGUAGGACUGUAUCCAAGGGUUUAUGUUGGACCUCGCUGUCUGCUUUGAUCCAAGAAACUACAAACUCAUGGCAUGUGUGACGACCGAGCUUCUUAAUUUUCACUGACUGAAGCUAAAGUGACCUUAAACUGAGUCUUUUUUUCUAUUGUCAAUGUUUUUAAAAGAUGCUGUGUACGUUCAAACUGUAAAUUAUAUAAUGUAGAAAAAGACCAAAAACAUUUGACUCCAACUUGUCCAUGCUGUAUGACUUGUAUGUCUGCUCUGUAGGCAUUUGUAACUAAUGUUGACAUAAGUACUUUAGAAAGACAAGGCUGUAUUACAAACCCUCUAGCAUUGUUCUCUUGAAUUGAUUGUAUGUGGGAGGAAGUCAAGUUCCCUUCUGUAACUAUGCAGUACUUGGUCUUAUGCAUUGCUUUAUAGGUAUGGACCAAACAGGUUGGACUUUUUCUGUAGUCUUUAGAUAAACUUAAUCAUCAAGAAGCUGUUUGGUUCAGGGUAGCGUUGCUUUCUAUCUGCUGGUAUGAGGUCAGUUUUCUUCACAGGGAGAUACAUUCACCUUUAAUAGAGUUUGAUCUGGUUAACUGAAUUAUAAAGGAAGGCACAACAUUUGAUUAUCAAAUUAAUCUAGUCGGACUAGAUUUGCCAUUUCAUCUUUUGAAAUGUUUAUGGAUAUUUAUAAUAAUGUGUCGUGAGUGCGCCAAGUGCACUUGAAGACUUGUACAAUUCUUUUAUGGGUGUAAAUAUACUGUCUAUCCUAUCUGACCCACGGUUACUGUAACCUGAACGAUUGUUGUAAAAUAAACACUGUUUACUUUGCAAAUAUGUGCAAAUUAUAUAUUUGUUAACAUUAAAUGACCUUUGAAAUUGUAAAUAAAGCUUUCAUUGUUUCUAAAGGAA